AUGCAUACAACGAUCGAACUCUGGAUGAGGGGGGAGUUGGGAGAUGGUGAGGAUGCGACUUCUGCUUUGAGGAGGCUGGAGAAGAUGCGGCAUGGGAUGUUUAGGGAGCAGAUGAUUCUUCUGAAUACGCUGCGCACGCUGAGUCAUUUUAGUGCCUUUGAGCCACCGGUUGGUGGACGGUUUCCGAGGGAGACGUAUGAUGGGAUUAUUGGUGAGGUUCAGAGGAUGCUUGUUUGUAUGGCUUUGAUGGCGAGGACGGCGCAGGGGCUUGAGGCACCCACUUCGCCUCCAACACCAACACCGACGGCAACAUCACCGACGAAGAGAAACCCCAACGCAACCAACGAAUCAGAACUAGUGCGACAGCCAGAAACCCCGUGGUCCACCCGCCUCGCAACCAUCGCCCUCGAAUCCACCACCUUCAAAUCCCACUCUAUAACCUCCCUUCUUUGCCAUCUCAGCUCCGCAAUCAGAAACGCGCAGCCACUACCGCCCUUCCUGUCUGCGGGCGGCUCGUUCCCACUAGCGAGACGGCUACGAGAGGUUGAUGGCGGACUCUUGAGUCUUCGACACGUCGAGGACCCGGCCUUCUCGGCGUUUGUGGCGAUGGAGGUGCUUAGGUCUGUUGCUGGGCACGGGCUAGCGGGGUUGUUGAGGAAUGUGAGGGAGUUGGUUGGGGAGAUUUCGUUUGAUUUCCAGAUGCGACCUGCGACGGAUGAGGCGGAGAGAAGAAGGUUGAUGGAGGAGAGCGAGGAUGGGUAG
Molecule: messenger RNA, 762 nt
Organism: Aspergillus calidoustus
Lineage: Eukaryota; Fungi; Ascomycota; Eurotiomycetes; Eurotiales; Aspergillaceae
Source: the annotation of a GenBank genome assembly